This is a messenger RNA of Phalaenopsis equestris, 1072 nucleotides long. RefSeq names its product myb-related protein 308-like. The record is from RefSeq and is a predicted model, not a curated record. Lineage: Eukaryota; Viridiplantae; Streptophyta; Magnoliopsida; Asparagales; Orchidaceae. The coding region runs from base 172 to 831 and encodes 219 amino acids. The transcript has 2 exons.
UAAAAAUUAAGUCUUUCCACCAACUCACUUCUAGAAGACAAAUCUUCACCCUUCUCGCCUCCUUCCCUUCCCCCCUUUCCCUCAUAUCCAAAUACCUUUCUAUAUAACUCUCAUCCACCUUUCUCAAAUGCCAUGAACAAACCCUUUCAAGAAAGUUGAAGCUAACCAUCCAUGGGGAGAUCUCCUUGUUGUGAGAAAGCUCACACCAACAAAGGCGCGUGGACCAAAGAGGAAGACGAGCGCCUCGUCGCCUACAUCAAGGAGCACGGCGAGGGCUGUUGGCGGUCCUUACCCAAGGCGGCAGGCCUCCUCCGUUGCGGGAAGAGCUGCCGCCUUCGGUGGAUCAAUUACCUCCGUCCCGAUCUCAAGCGCGGCAACUUCACCGAAGAGGAAGACGAGCUCAUCAUCAAGCUCCAUAGCCUACUUGGAAACAAAUGGUCGUUGAUAGCCGGGAGGUUACAAGGGCGAACAGAUAAUGAGAUCAAGAACUACUGGAACACGCAUAUUCGUCGGAAAUUGUUGAGUAGAGGGAUAGAUCCGACGACGCACCGCCCCCUCCAUGGGCAAGCGGAUUUAUCCUUUGCGAAGGAGGAGGAGAAAGAUGAGAGCUUUGUGAGAAGAGUGGAGGAGAAUAAGAGCAAUAAUAGUAACAGUAACAGCAACAGCAACAGCAGCAGCAGCAGCGAAGAGCCGAAGAGAUGGCGGUGUCCAGAUUUGAAUCUGGAGCUGGGGAUAAACCCUUCUUCAUUGAAGCAGGAGGAUUCUGAUGAAUAUUUCAUGGGGGAGGAGUUGGGACUUUGCUUUAGGAAUGGGCUGCUGGAAUUCAGAUGAUAUUAUUUUGCUUAUUCAGAAAUUGUAUAAUUUAGGUACAAAUUAAGAUUAUUAAUAUUGCUUUAGGGUGGGAGAGGUGAGUUUAGAGUAGGUAAUUAAUGUGCUAAUGUGAUUUGUUUCUCUUCUAAUUUGUAGAUCUUUGGCAUAUAUGUUGAUAUAUAUGAGAUUAUUUUUGUUUUUUUUAAUGGAUUUUUGGAAGUUUUGAUGUUGUGGGAAAGAGAGAGAGAUUGCCUUGUUUGUU